Messenger RNA from Adelges cooleyi (spruce gall adelgid), 1971 nucleotides. RefSeq names its product radial spoke head protein 6 homolog A-like. NCBI's taxonomy places the organism in Eukaryota, Metazoa, Arthropoda, Insecta, Hemiptera, Adelgidae. Bases 1 to 1971 code for a protein of 656 amino acids. Gene Ontology annotation, cellular component: axoneme; radial spoke. Gene Ontology annotation, biological process: cilium assembly; axoneme assembly; cilium movement involved in cell motility. The record is from RefSeq and is a predicted model, not a curated record. The transcript is spliced from 10 exons.
AUGAGUGUGUCCAGCACUUCGAUUAAAGAACUGUUCGACAACAGUUCACUGGACGACCGUAUCAAUAUGUAUUACAAGUCGAAGAACAGCUCGGCCAAAGAUCCUGACAGGACAACGUCCAAAGACUUGGCAACAUGCAGUCGGUCGUCUUACAUGCAAAUAAAGGACGUCAACGGUAUAAGUUUGCACACGCACGUCUGUGCUUUGCUGGAAAAAUUGAUCUUCCAGCGACCGCCGAAUCCGGUAACAUUUUUCGAGUACUAUAGCGAAGAGAUAAAAAAGGAGUUCCGCAACCCUAUACGCGAAUACGGUUCACAUUUUUUGGACUCAAUCGACCAAAACGCAUGUGAAAAUUCCACCGAACUCUAUAAAAACAUCAUAUGGUCGUGGAACAAGGAAAACAGGAAACACAGUCAGGGCCUGAACGAGUUCGAAGGCGAAAACGACUACGAAGAAGGCGACGAUUGGAUGUACGGCGAAUCCGAAGAUGGUCGAUUUCCGGUUGCCGAAGUCCAAGAACUGUCUACUUCCAACAAGGCGUUCAACAAAGCCGGAUGCGGUUUGACCGUCGAAGAGGCGGAGACCAUCGGUGCGACCAUGGAUCAGAUGUCGCGGUCUGGCAAGUUAAAAAACAUCAGGUACUGGGGAAUAAUGUUGGGUUUGCGGCGCAAUUACUAUGUGCUGGAAUGCGAAUGGCUAGACGACGAAAUCGAACGGAGAGUAAAGAAAAGCCUGGAAGUUCAAGGUGUCCGACAGCCGGUCGAUGUCGGAUACGAUGAAAUGGCGUACGGAGAGGCCUUGAUGGACGAACACGACAGGUUCACUUUAAUGGCACCCAGCGAACACGAUCCGGAAGAAGAAAGAAACUAUUAUGCGGAAAUGGCGGAAGAUAAUUUUGAAUUUACGCCCGGCGAUGAGAUGAUGACACAGUGUCAGAAACAAUUACAAAACGAAACGGCUGAACUUCUGCAGCCCGAAAUGCUUGGAUUCGGCACCAACAGAAAGACAUAUUUCGUAACUCAUCAACCCAGUGCAGAGUGGAUCGAACUGCCUCUUCUCAAACCUCAUCACGUGGUUCAGUCGCGCAAAAUCAAACGGUACUUGGUCGGCGAUUUGGACUCACCGAUGGACUGUUACCCCAUGUUUGACGGAUUGGAAAAACAUUACCUUAGAGCUCAGAUAGCUAGGAUAACGGCCGCCACACAAAUAUCGCCUGUCGGCUACUUGAAUCCGGUCGAUGAAAUAAGAAACAUCACAAAGAGUUCGCUCGGCAAGUCUCACCCGUUGUACCACAAAAGCGUAGUUAAAAAAUCCUUGUACGAGUACUCGACCAACCAAGAGUACAAAUCGUUACCCACUUACGACCUCAUGGAUCCAGACAAUUGGGUUCACCACACUCCGAUGAUAACCGAAGACGGAGUUACCGAAGUGUGGCUGGAUAUUUUGUCUACAAUAAAGCAGAACAAAAACUUUGACGGCGAAGAAUUUUUCGAUGACGACGAAGACCAAUCGUCCCAAUCGUUGUCAGUUAGCACCGAAGAUGAAAGCUCCACUCGAGUGGGCCGGGACGUGUUCGUUAGCCUUUCGGAAGACGAUUUCGUGGGCGAAUCGCAGCCUUGGAAUGUCGAGAUCACAAACAAGUUCGAUCACAGUGCUGCUUACUUGGCGGUCAAGUCGAACGUAUGGCCGGGUGCGGUGGCCGUGACGGGUUCCAACGUCAUGGAUUACACCUACCGAGGCUGGGGACAAAAGUGGGACGUCAAAUCGUUAACGCCGUUUAUGCACACCGAAUACCAAAAGGUGUACCCCAGCAAAAAUAUGCUGGAAACGAAGGACCCGACUCGGGCCGAAGAAUUGGCCGUGCUCGAAGAAGGCAAACAAAGAGCCGAAGAGUUCAAAAUAACGCUGUUGCCGACCAGCGGACUCGAAGAGGACGACGAAAAAGUAGUACAAAAAUACUCGUAUGAUUGA